AUGGUAACGUACGACGGGGUGACGGCGAGCGGGAAUAAGAGCGUCGGCGGGGUGAUGGCGAGCGGGAAUAAGAGCGCCGGCGUCGAUAAGGCAUACCAGGAGGCGAUCGAGAGCGAGAGCGCCGAUACACCGGGCUACGGGAACGUCGGCGCGGGCUGGGGCUACGGCUAUAGCGACGUCGGGGGCUACGACUGUAGCGACGUGGGCUGCGGCUGUAACGGCGUUGAGGGCUGCGACUGCGGCUGCGACUAUGACUACGAUAACGAUGGCGGUCCCCAUCGGACCGGCUCUUCUCUUGCUUGGCUUGAGCUUCGGCAGCAAGUUGACGCUCCUGCUCUUCGGCCUCGGCUUCUUCAAAUUCGGCUUGCAGCGCACUAA
Molecule: messenger RNA, 378 nt
Organism: Monosiga brevicollis MX1
Lineage: Eukaryota; Choanoflagellata; Craspedida; Salpingoecidae
Exons: 2
Coding region: 1-378 (125 amino acids)
Source: RefSeq, a predicted model, not a curated record